GGGUCCGGCCGCGAUGGAGGACUACGAGCGAGAGCUGCACGGCGUGGAGGACGACUUCCACAGCCAGUUCGCGGCCGAGCUCGAGGUGCUGGCCGAGCUGGAAGGGAGCGCGGGCCUGUCACCCUGCGGGCGCCCCCGGCCCGCGUUCGAGGAGGCCGCGGCUGGAGGGGACGUCGCCGCCCGCUGCUCCCCCGGUGGACCUCCAGGGAGCCGCGCGGGCGGUGCCGGGAAGAGGCCGCUGGCCGCCGACGUCCCGAGGGACGAGCCCCUGCCCCCCACCCCCAAGGUCAAAAGGCCCAGGUUGGAGGCCGUCAAGAGGCUGAACUUCGGGCCCCACGACAUGCAAGAGCUGCUGGUUCCUGACUCCCCGCCUCGGGACAUCACCCCCCCACCGAGUCCCGAGGUCCCCGCUGAGCUGUGGGGUGAGGGGCCCUUGGAUGCUGGUGCCGAAGUGGGUCUCAUGCAGGCCUCGCCGGCACCCCGCAAUCCUGUCCUGAGGCGGCCCCCUGUCCUGGAGGACUAUGUCAACGUGACCUCCACGGGUGGCAACCGGGCUUUUCUGGUGCUGCGAGCUGACUCAGUGGGUGCUGGGGUGCAGAGCCGUUUCCUUGAUGUCCGGUGGCGUGGCCGUGGUCAGUUGGACCUGCUGGGUGUGUCCUUUGCCUCCCUGAAGGAGCAAGUGGACAGCGAGCGGCGGCAGCAGCUGCUCGAGGAGGCCCAGCGGCUCUCAGACACGUUGCACAGCCUCAACCAGGAGGAGGCAGAGGAAAAGGCCCAGCUCUCGGGGGCCCCUGAGGAGGAGCCGGCCGGCAGCCAAGACACCUCCCAGCACUGCCUCUGGGUGGAUGAGUUUGCGCCCCAGCACUACACGGAGCUGCUCAGUGACGAUUUCACCAACCGCUGCCUGCUGAAGUGGCUGAAGCUGUGGGACUUGGUGGUGUUCGGCCGAGAGAGGCCAACCCGGAAGCCCAGGCCCAGUGUGGAGCCGGCUCGAGUUGGCAAGGAGGCCACAGCCUCCAGCAAGUGGAAGAGCCACGAGCAGGUGCUGGAGGAGAUGCUGGAGGCCGAGCUGGACCCACGCGGGCGGCCCCGGCAGAAGGUGGCGCUUCUGUGUGGGCCUCCAGGGCUGGGCAAGACCACCCUGGCCCACGUGAUCGCGCGGCACGCGGGCUACUGCGUGGUGGAGAUGAAUGCGAGUGACGACCGCAGCCCCGAGGCCUUCCGUACGCGCAUUGAAGCAGCCACGCAGAUGGAGUCAGUGCUGGGUGCUGGCGGGAAGCCCAACUGUCUGGUCAUCGACGAGAUCGACGGCGCCCCCACGGCUGCCAUCAACGUUCUCCUGAGCAUCCUGGACCGCAAAGGCCCGCAGGAGGCGGAGCCAGGGGUCCUGGUCGAGCCUGCGGGUGGGGGGCGGCGACGCCGGGCGGAGGGGGGGCUCCUGAUGAGGCCCAUCAUCUGCAUCUGCAACGACCAGUUUGCGCCCUCCCUGCGGCAGCUGAAGCAGCAGGCUUUCCUGCUCCACUUCCCGCCCACGCUGCCCUCACGGCUCGUGCAGCGGCUCCAGGAGAUCUCCCUGCGGCAGGGCAUGCAGGCCGACCCAGGCGCACUGGCGGCCCUCUGUGAGAAGACAGACAAUGACAUCCGCGCCUGCAUCAAUACACUGCAGUUCCUGCAUGGGCGCGGCCAGCGGGAGCUGAGCGUGCGGGCCGUGCAGACCACACACGUUGGCCUCAAGGACCAGCGGAAGGGGCUGUUCUCCGUGUGGCAGGAGAUCUUCCAGCUGCCGCGGUCCCAGAGGCGGCGCGUGGGCCAGGACCCAACCCUGCCCACCCACACACUCCUGCUCGUUGAUGGGCAUGCGGGCCUGGGACCCCACGCGGCAGAGGUGCCUCUGAGCAUGGCCUCACAGCGGUUCUACCACGUCUUGCACGUGGCUGCCUCUGCAGGCGAGCACGAGAAGGUGGUCCAGGGCCUGUUUGACAACUUCCUGCGCCUGCGGCUGCGGGACUCCAGCCUGGGCACUGUGUGCACGGCCCUCGACUGGCUGGCCUUCGACGACCUGCUGGGCCGGGCCGCCCAUCAUGGCCAGAGCUUCCAGCUGCUGCGCUACCUGCCCUUCCUGCCCGCGGCCUUCCACCUGCUGUUUGCCUCCAGCCACGUGCCGAGGAUCGCCUUCCCUAGCAGCCAGCAGGAGGCCCAGAACCGGACAAACCGGACGCAGAACUUGAUCCAGACACUGGUGUCGGGCAUCGCGCCAGCCACCCGCAGCCAAACUGCACCCCAGGCCCUUGUCCUGGACGCCCUCUGUCUGCUCCUGGACAUCCUCUCUCCCAAGCUGCGCCCCGUGAGCACACAGCUGUAUAGUGCCCGUGAGAAGCAGCAGUUGGCCAGCCUUGUGGGCACCAUGUUGGCCUACAGCUUGACCUACCGUCAGGAGCGCACGCCCGACGGGCAGUAUGUCUACAGGCUGGAGCCGAACGUGGAGGAGGUCUGCCGCUUUCCUGAGCUGCCCGUCCGCAAGCCCCUCACCUACCAGGCCAAGCAGCUCAUUGCCCAAGAGAUCCUAGUGGAGAAGAUGAGGCGGGUGGAGGUCGUGGCCCAGGCUGGGGACAACCCUCAGGACAAGGGUCCCCCUGGGGCCUAUGGUGCGCUGGGGAACCCUGGGGAGAAAGGGGUGCAGCCACCCACGCCGCACAGCCAGGAGCACAGCCACGAGCAGCGUCUGGAGCGCAUCCUGCGGAGAGCGGCCCUGGAGGAGCAGCCCGAGAGGGACUUCUUCGGCCGUGUGGUGGUCAGGAGAGCAGCAGCGACCAGCGCAGAGGACAGGGUCCCCGAGACGGACGCGGCCGAGCGGCGCAUGGGCACUGCGGUGGGCAGGAGCGACGUCUGGUUCCGCUUCAAGGAGGGCGUCUCCAACGCCGUGCGGCGCAGCCUGUACGUCAGGGACCUCCUGUAGGGGGGUCUGUGCCGGAUACCCCAUCCACGCUGACGCCCCGGGGUCCACGCUGGAUGCCCUGAUGCACGCUGGUUGCCCCCGGGGCCUAGACCGGACACCCCGCAUCCACACUGACACCCUGGGACCUAUGCCUGACGCCCCGGCGUUGCUGUUAGAAAACGCAGAGAAGCACGAACACCCC
This is a messenger RNA of Equus quagga, 3137 nucleotides long. It is a transcript of the gene CHTF18, whose product is annotated as chromosome transmission fidelity factor 18. NCBI's taxonomy places the organism in Eukaryota, Metazoa, Chordata, Mammalia, Perissodactyla, Equidae. The coding region runs from base 14 to 2956 and encodes 980 amino acids. Gene Ontology annotation, molecular function: DNA binding; ATP binding; ATP hydrolysis activity. Gene Ontology annotation, cellular component: nucleus. The record is from RefSeq and is a predicted model, not a curated record. The transcript has 22 exons.